UAUAUACCAUUGUCAUCACCCUCCAUUUCUCACUAGAAUCAUAUCCACCACCUCCCUCUGCCAUGGAAGCCAGUGCCGGUCUUGUCGCUGGUUCGCAUAACCGGAACGAGCUCGUCGUCAUUCAUGGCCAUGAAGAGCAUAAGCCAUUGAAGGAUUUGAGUGGACAAGUUUGUGAGAUAUGUGGGGAUGAAAUAGGACUAACAGUGGAUGGUGAUCUCUUUGUGGCCUGCAAUGAGUGUGGUUUCCCUGUGUGCCGGCCGUGCUACGAGUAUGAGAGAAGGGAAGGAACUCAACAGUGUCCACAGUGCAAGACCAGAUACAAACGUCUCAAAGGGAGUCCAAGGGUGGCGGGAGAUGAAGAUGAGGAAGAUAUUGACGAUAUUGAACACGAAUUCAAAAUUGAUGACGAGCAAAACAAGAAUAGAAAUAUUGUUGAGACCAUUCUCCAUGGUAAGAUGACCUAUGGAAGAGGACCAGAAGAUGAAGAUUCCGCUCAGUACCCUCCUGUCAUUGCUGGAAUCCGCUCACAUCCGGUUAGUGGUGAAUUCCCGAUAUCAAGUCAUGCAAACGGAGAGCAGAUUUUGGGAUCUUCCCUUCACAAAAGGAUACAUCCGUAUCCAGCUUCCGAACCUGAAAGUGCAAGAUGGGAUGAUAAGAAAGAGGGAGGGUGGAAAGAAAGAAUGGAUGAUUGGAAAUUGCAGCAAGGAAAUCUGGGGCAAGACUAUGAUGACUAUGCUGACCCUGAUAUGGCCAUGGUGGAUGAAGCAAGACAGCCUUUGUCAAGAAAAGUGCCAAUAGCAUCAAGCAAGAUAAAUCCUUACCGGAUGGUGAUUGUGGCUAGGCUGUUUAUUCUGGCCAUCUUCCUUCGUUACAGAAUUCUGAAUCCAGUGCAUGACGCGAUUGGUCUCUGGCUAACUUCUAUCAUCUGUGAGAUCUGGUUUGCCUUCUCUUGGAUCCUUGAUCAGUUCCCCAAAUGGUUCCCAAUCGACCGUGAGACUUACCUUGAUCGUCUCUCUCUCAGGUAUGAGAGGGAAGGAGAACCAAACAUGCUAGCCCCCGUCGAUAUAUUUGUCAGUACAGUGGAUCCUAUGAAGGAACCUCCUCUUGUUACGGCUAAUACUAUCCUCUCAAUAUUAGCAAUGGAUUACCCUGUUGACAAAACUUCAUGCUACCUAUCUGAUGAUGGAGCUUCAAUGUGCACCUUCGAAGCACUAUCAGAAACUGCAGAAUUUGCUAGAAAAUGGGUACCCUUCUGCAAGAAGUUUGCUAUAGAGCCUCGAGCACCAGAGUUUUACUUCUCUCAAAAAAUCGAUUAUCUCAAGGACAAAGUCCAGCCAACAUUCGUUAAGGAGAGACGAGCAAUGAAGAGAGAGUAUGAAGAAUUCAAGGUAAGAAUCAAUGCACUAGUUGCCAAAGCAACUAAAAUGCCUCCGGGAGGGUGGAUCAUGCAAGAUGGAACACCAUGGCCGGGAAAUAAUACAAGGGACCAUCCCGGUAUGAUUCAAGUCUUUUUAGGCCAAAGUGGAGGAACUGACGUGGAAGGAAAUGAACUCCCUCGUCUUGUUUAUGUUUCUCGUGAAAAAAGGCCUGGUUUCCAGCAUCACAAAAAGGCUGGUGCUAUGAAUGCCCUGGUUCGUGUUUCAGGAGUUCUUACCAAUGCACCAUUUAUGCUUAACUUGGACUGUGAUCACUACCUUAACAACAGCAAGGCUGCCAGAGAAGCCAUGUGCUUCUUAAUGGACCCACAAAUGGGCAAAAAAGUUUGCUUCGUCCAGUUUCCUCAAAGAUUUGAUGGAAUAGACAGGCACGAUAGAUAUGCCAACCGAAACACAGUCUUCUUUGAUAUUAACAUGAAAGGCCUAGACGGAAUACAAGGUCCAGUAUAUGUUGGCACAGGAUGUGUAUUCAGAAGGCAGGCUUUAUAUGGCUACAAUCCUCCUAAACGUGCCAAGCGUCCAAGAAUGGUCAGCUGUGACUGUUGCCCAUGUUUCGGACGCAAAAAGAAGCUUGAUAGUUAUAAAUGUGAAGUCAAUGGAGAUGCAGCAAAUGCUCAAGGUCAUAUUACUAAAAUUUUAUGUUUCAACUUUCAAGAUAACCUAAGCAGCUUGUUUAAUAAGAUCCUCUUGAGAUUAUUUUUUCCCUUAUUUUCUUUUUCUUUUUUCUCCUCAGGAUUUGACGAUGACAAAGAGCUAUUAAUGUCCCAGAUGAAUUUUGAAAAGAAAUUUGGCCAGUCAGCAAUUUUUGUGACUUCAACUUUAAUGAUUGAAGGUGGGGUCCCUCCUUCAUCGAGCCCAGCAGCCUUGCUAAAGGAAGCAAUCCAUGUGAUCAGCUGUGGCUAUGAAGACAAAACAGAAUGGGGUUUGGAGCUGGGUUGGAUUUAUGGCUCUAUCACAGAGGAUAUCUUAACAGGUUUCAAGAUGCACUGCCGUGGUUGGAGAUCAGUUUACUGUAUGCCUAAAGUAGCUGCGUUUAAGGGGUCUGCUCCCAUCAACCUGUCAGAUCGUCUCAACCAGGUGCUUCGAUGGGCUCUUGGUUCCGUUGAGAUCUUUUUCAGUCGUCACAGCCCAGUUUGGUAUGGCCACAAGGGGGGAAAACUUAAGUGGCUUGAACGAUUAUCAUAUGUUAACACAACCGUUUACCCCUUCACUUCCUUACCUCUCCUUGCCUACUGUACUCUCCCUGCUGUCUGCUUGCUCACUGGAAAAUUCAUAAUGCCAGAGAUAAGCACCUUUGCAAGUCUCUUUUUCAUCGCUCUUUUCCUCUCAAUCUUUGCAACGGGAAUUCUCGAGCUAAGGUGGAGUGGAGUAAGCAUUGAGGAAUGGUGGAGAAAUGAGCAAUUUUGGGUGAUUGGAGGGAUAUCUGCCCACCUUUUUGCAGUAGUGCAAGGUCUUCUCAAGAUUUUGGCUGGCAUAGAUACCAACUUUACUGUGACAUCUAAGGCAACAGAUGAUGACAACUUUGGAGAGCUAUAUGCCUUCAAGUGGACUACUCUCCUUAUUCCUCCAACGACGAUUCUCAUAAUCAACUUGGUUGGGGUUGUAGCCGGAAUCUCUGAUGCCAUCAACAACGGAUACCAAUCGUGGGGUCCCCUGUUCGGAAAGCUUUUCUUUGCUUUUUGGGUCAUUGUUCAUUUAUAUCCAUUCCUCAAGGGUCUUAUGGGUAGGCAGAACAGGACCCCAACCAUUGUCGUCAUAUGGUCAAUACUUUUAGCCUCCAUCUUUUCCUUGCUGUGGGUUCGAAUUGAUCCAUUUGUGCUCAAAACCAAGGGACCAGAUGUCAAGCAAUGUGGACUUAACUGCUGACGUGCUUGCUCAUACUUCUCUUCGGAGCACAUCCCUCAAAGUGGAGUAUGCAAACAAAAGAAUAAACCUAGUGUGAGAAGUUUUGUUUAGUGUACAAAUUGUACUCGAUUUUGCAUAUGGCUAAAUGAAAGUAUUUGAACAAUCUGCUAA
Nicotiana tabacum (common tobacco) is the source of this 3452-nucleotide messenger RNA. Its product is annotated as cellulose synthase A catalytic subunit 7 [UDP-forming]. The record is from RefSeq and is a predicted model, not a curated record. Gene Ontology annotation, molecular function: cellulose synthase (UDP-forming) activity. Gene Ontology annotation, biological process: cellulose biosynthetic process. NCBI's taxonomy places the organism in Eukaryota, Viridiplantae, Streptophyta, Magnoliopsida, Solanales, Solanaceae. Gene Ontology annotation, cellular component: membrane.